Molecule: messenger RNA, 3568 nt
Organism: Hyla sarda
Lineage: Eukaryota; Metazoa; Chordata; Amphibia; Anura; Hylidae
Product: gastrula zinc finger protein XlCGF57.1-like
Exons: 7
Coding region: 193-2052 (619 amino acids)
Biological process (GO): regulation of transcription by RNA polymerase II
Molecular function (GO): DNA-binding transcription factor activity, RNA polymerase II-specific; RNA polymerase II cis-regulatory region sequence-specific DNA binding
Source: RefSeq, a predicted model, not a curated record
GACGAGCAGUAUAAGUACGACAUUCCUACAGAGAAAGUGUAUAUUCAUACUACAGAUAUAAGAGAAGAAGAGACAGAUGUGAGCAGUGAUGAGCAGUAUAAGGAGGACAUUACUACAGGUAGCCGCCCAGGUUUCUCCAACCCAGGAUCCUCUGCUGAUAUCUUCUAUAUAAGAGAAGUUUCCUGAUCAACCAUGGAGAGAGACAGGAACAAGAUGGCCGACAGGAUAAUAGACCUCACCCUACAGAUACUCUUCCGGCUUACUGGAGAGGAUUACACAGUAGUGAAGAAGUCCUCUAGUGGGCGCUGUCGGGCCCCUGUGUGUGAAGGAUGGGGAAGAACCCUGAGCCCAAUCCCGGGGCCCCCACCUCACUCCCUGAUACAUGAGGAAAUGGAUGAACAGAAGAUCCUAGAACUGAUCAACAAGAUGAUGGAGCUGCUGACUGGAGAGGUUCCUAUAAGGUGUCAGGACGUGGCGGUCUAUUUCUCCAUGGAGGAGUGGGAGUAUGUAGAAGGACACAAGGAUCAGUACAAGGAUCAGGUGAUGAUGGAGGAUCAGCAGCCCCUCACAUCAGCAGUCAGAUCCAGUAAGAGAACAGCAGCAGAGAGGUGUCCCCGUCCUCUUCUUCCACAGGAUCAGGAUCAGCUUAUGAAACAGACUGAAGAUCAAAACUAUAGUAAUGGUAUAAACAUAAUAGUAAAUGAAGAUGUAAGCGGUAAUGAGCAGUAUAAGGAGGACAUUCCUACAGGAAAAGAUCUGAUCUAUAUUAAUGCUACAGACAUAAAGGGAGAAGAAGAGACAGAUGUGAGCGGUGAUGGGCAGUAUAAGGAGAACAUUCCUACAGGAAAAGAUCUGAUCUAUAUUAAUGCUACAGACAUAAAGGGAGAAGAGGAGACAGAUGUGAACGGUGAUGAGCAGUAUAAGGAGGACAUUCCUACAGGUAACCGCCCAGAUGACUGUACCAGGAGAUUAGAGGGACAUCUGAGAUCUUCAUAUUAUAAAGCAGAUGAUGAUAUCACACAAGAUACAUAUGAAGAACAUUCCAUUAUCCCAGAUACACCCUCAGCCCUUUACAACAAAUAUCUGUCAUCUGAUUCUUUUAAGCAGAUAGCUCACACAGGGAAGAAGCAGUCCUUAUGUUCAGAAUAUGGGAAAUAUUCUACUGUUAAACCAAAUCUUGCUCAACAUGUGAGAACUCACUCAGGGGAGAACCCAUUUCAGUGUUCAGAAUGUGGAAAAAGUUUUACUUGUAAAAUACAUCUUGUUGAACAUCAAAGAAUUUAUACUGGGGAGAAGACAUUUUCAUGUCAAGAAUGUGGGAAAUGUUUUACUCACAGAUCAACUCUUGUUAAACAUAAAAAAAUUCACACAGGGGAAAGGCCGUUUUCAUGUUCAGAAUGUGGGAAAUGUUUUAUUCAUAAAUCAAAUCUUUCUCAGCAUGAAAGAACUCACACAGGGGAGAAGCCAUUUUCGUGUUCAGUAUGCGGAAAAUGUUUUGCUCUAAAAUCAAAUCUUGAUAAACAUCAAAAACGUUACUUAGGAGAGAAGCCAUUUUCAUGUUCAAAAUGUGGGAAAUGUUUUUCUCGCAAAUCAACUCUUGUAAUGCAUCAGAGAACUCACACAGGGGAGAAGCCAUUUUCAUGUUCAGAAUGUGGAAAGUGUUUUGUUCAGAAAUCGGAUCUUGUUAGACAUCAGAAGAGUCACACAGGGGAGAAGCCAUUUUCAUGCACAGAAUGUGGCAAAUGUUUUACUGAGAAAUCAAAUCUUGUUAAACAUCAGAGAACUCACACUGGGGAGAAGCCAUUUUCAUGCCAGGAAUGUGGAAGAUUUUUUGCUAAUAAAUCGCAUCUUGUUCAACAUCAGAUAACUCACACGGGGGAGAAGCCAUUUUCUUGCCAGGAAUGUGGGAAAUGCUUUUCUCUACGAUCAGUUCUUGUUAGACAUUAUAAAACUCACACAGGGGAAAAGCCAUUUUUAUGUUCAGAAUGUGGGGAAUGUUUUACGCAGAAAUCAAAUCUUCUUGAACAUCAAAGAACUCACGCAGUGAAGUAGCCUGAAAAUCGCAUGUCCUAGAAGAGAAAAGGAAAUCAGUUUAUCACAAUAAAUGAUAACUAGGAAAUGUCUGCCAAUAAUUUACAUUUGUGGUACUUUUUAUUCUGUUGUGUAGGUGUGUAACUGUUUUUUCUUUGCCUCUCCGGUUUGCAGACCUCUUUUAUUUUAGCCAUCUAAGGCCCCAUUCACACUACCAUUGUCACACAGUAGUGUGGGGGGCCGCCGGAGAAAAAAUACUGCUUGCACCGUCUUUUUCUCCCUCUACUCCCGCUGAAAAACAGUGGCACCUGGCAGUCCACAUUGACUACAUCGGGACCCGCUGUUGCCCAUUGUACCCCGUCAAACUAAUAAUAAAAAUUAAAAAAAAUAAAAAGAUUUUUUUUACUAGGUGAGUGGGGGGAGGAUAAUAAAGCAAAGAAAGCAGACAGUGGGAUGGAUAGGUUAGAGAGGGGUCAGGACAUAAUGGUGGGUGGAGAGGAGUCCUGUGGGGGGAGGUUAAGAGCAGUGGAUAAGGAGAUCCAUGGGUUACAAACCAGCCGCAAAAAUAAAUGUAGCCCAAAAAAUUGUAACCCCAAUAAUUCAAAAAAUCCCAUUAGCCCCAAUAACUUAAAUAAUAACGUUAGAACCAAUAACUCAAAAAAUCCCAUUAGCCCCAAUAACUUAAAUAGUACAAAUAGCCCUUAAAACUCAAAUAAUAACAUUAACCCCAAUAACUCUGAAAAUCCCAUUAGUGAGACUAUAUGUGUAAAACUUAAUGGAAAUGUAAAGUGUAUGUUCACAAAUGCCAGAAGCCUAGCAAAUAAAAUGGGGGAGCUUGAGGCCUUGAUACUGGAGGAACAUAUUGAUAUAGUUGGGGGUCACUGAGACAUGGCUGGUGAUAUAGUUGGGGUCACUGAGACAUGGCUGGUGAUAUAGUUGGGGUCACUGAUACAUGGCUGGACUCCUCACAUGACUGGGCUGUCAAUCUGCAGGGUUUACAUUGUUUCGCAAGGAUAGAAUGAACAGAAAAGGUGGUGGAGUCUGUCUGUAUGUAAGAAGUGGUAUGAAAGUCAGUGUGAACGAUGCCAUAGUGUGUGAUGAUUCUGAGGAUGUGGAAUCACUGUGGGUAGAAUUACAGGAGGGAAAUACUGAAAAAAUUAUAUUUGGUGUAAUCUACAGACCCCCUAAUAUCACUGAAGAGAUAGAAGGUCGGCUGUAUAAACAAAUAGAGAGGGCCGCCCGGGCAGGUACAGUGGUAAUAAUGGGAGAUUUUAACUAUCCAGAUAUAGAUUGGGGUCCGGGUUGGCUAAAACUACAAAGGGGCGACAAUUCCUAAAUUUAUUGCAGGAUAAUUUUGUGGGCAGGUUUGUGGAGGACCCAACAAGAAGUGAUGCCUUGUUGGAUCUGAUCAUUUCCAACAACGCAGAGCUGGUUGGUAAUGUAACUGUGCGGGAAAACCUUGGUAAUAGCGACCACAAUAUAGUUACUUUUUACUUAAAAUGUAGAAAACAAAGACAGGCGGGGAAGGCAAAAACAU